This is a messenger RNA of Cotesia glomerata, 1505 nucleotides long. RefSeq names its product syntaxin-like. Gene Ontology annotation, molecular function: SNAP receptor activity; SNARE binding. Bases 564 to 1445 code for a protein of 293 amino acids. The transcript has 9 exons. Gene Ontology annotation, cellular component: SNARE complex; endomembrane system; plasma membrane. NCBI's taxonomy places the organism in Eukaryota, Metazoa, Arthropoda, Insecta, Hymenoptera, Braconidae. Gene Ontology annotation, biological process: vesicle fusion; intracellular protein transport; exocytosis. The record is from RefSeq and is a predicted model, not a curated record.
AAAAAAUAAUUCUAAAUGCUCUCUUGGACUCAAAGCUUUUUAUGUAUGUAACAUCAUAAGUAAUAACUAACAACAAUCUAAAGUACAAAGUGACAAUGAGCGGUAUAAAAAAUAGUAAUAGUUAAUAAAUAAUAAAAAAAAAGCUGAUGAUGCAUGAAUUUUAAAUGGCGAAAAAUUAAAUUCGGCCUUGCAGAAACCAACUGACAAGUACUUAUUUCCUUUUGUAUUAUGUAUGCAAAGUGUUCUCGUUUCUUAAAGCGAAGUAGUUGACAUUAAAAAGUGGAUGGAACUUAAAGUAAUAAGAAGUAUCUUUACAAGACGUUUUAGUAACAUAUACAUCAACUGUACAUAUCAUAUGUAUACAUUCUACAUGUUAUAAAGAUCGCUCGGUGAAAAAUGUGAUAGUAAGAUAAUGUUUGCUUCGUUUUAACAGUGUAUUAUCAUUAUCAUUGAUAACCAGGCGUGUCUUGAUAAGAAAGUGACUUAUAAUAAUAUUAAGAAAAAGUAUAAAUACCAAUAUUUUAUUUUUUAAGUCAGUUUUAAGUUUUUCGACACUGUCUACCAUGGUUCGAGAUCGUUUAGCUGAAUUGUGUGCUAACAAACGGAAUGAUUGUAAGAGUUUUUUGCCAGAAAUAAGCCAGAAGCUUUCUAACAAAAAAGUUAAAGAUGUGUUAGAUGAAGCGGAAAAAAUACGUGAUAUGGUAAGAAUAUUGCAAGAUAAUAUUAAUAUUGUUAAAGAUUUACACAACAAUGUUUUAUCCCACACAGAUUUAGGAAUUCAAAAUGAAUUGGAAAGUAGAACCUUUAUAAUAUCACAAACAGCAUUUAGAAUCCGUACUAGUUUAAAAGAGUUGGGAAAAGAUGUGUCGAGUGUUGAUGAACUGACGUUGGAGAGCGCGAGAGAUGGUCCCGUUUAUAUGCGAAUUAAAUUUUUGCAGUGUGCAACUAUACUGAGGAUGUUUUCAGAUAUUAUGCAUGCUUAUAAUGAAUCGUUAUUGAGAUAUCAUGAUAAGUGCUCGUCGUUGUUACACCAGCAAAGGAUAUUACUUAGAAAAGAAACAGCAAGUCAAAUAUUCGAUCAAUCCGAUAAUGAUGAAGAAAAAACAAAUCUUUUUGUGGAUAACAUACUAGAAGAAAGUAGAUUAGCUAAAUUACAACUUACAGAAAUACAAUUUAGACAUAAUGAAAUAAUAAAAUUAGAAAAAUCAAUAAAGGAAAUAAGAGAUAUGUUUUUAGAAAUAGCCUUUUCUGUUGAAAAACAGGGUGAGCAACUAAAUUGUGUUGAAUAUUUUGCUUGUAAAGCAACAGACGACGUAGAAGGUGGCCGUUGUGAUCUUACAAAAGCCGAAAAAAGACGUCGCAGAAAUCGAAAAAGAAAAACAAAGUUACUUAUCAUACUCGGCAUUAUAAUUAUUAUUCUACUGCUAAUUGCUAUUUUCUUAUAAAUAUUGUCAUACAAGGCUACUGAUAAAUUCUUCAAAAAAUACCUUAAGAUAGUAAUAAAA